UUUAUUGAUUUUUCUUGCUCGCAUUUGAAAUGUGAGCAAGAAAAUUUUCACAUUUUCCCUACAAACUUAAACAGCUGGCUCGACGUGAUGAUUUCAAAGCAGGAUUUUUUUUUCACUGCAUUAUAAAACUUGGAAAAAUACUUAUUUGACCAGUUCUUUGGGUGGACUCACGUCAAAGUCGUGUCAAUCUCACAAUUGAACUUUAUUCUCUCGUUUUUUGUCAGUUUGCAGAAUAUUCUAAACUUUAAAAAGUAAUUCCUCCGUGUACAUACACAAAUUCUCACGAGGCAAAAUUUGCUGACAAAAAAUCUGCGAAAUCUUUUCCGAUUCUGCAGUAUCCUGAAAUUUCUGCACGUGUCAAAAUAAAUACACGCACGUCAAAAAAAACGAUAUUUCUUCAAGCUUAAAAAGCUGUAACCUUUUUUAAAAAAUGGAAGAAAUCAGCAUACUUUUGACCGAGCCUGAACCAAGGGGUACUUUGCCCCCUCUGCGGAAAUGCAAUGUGGAGCGAAAGGAGCCAAGUGGUGGGGGAUAUUCCGUGCCCCCGAGGAAGUGCAGGGUUUCCCUGGUCGUAACGUCGGCGUCCUUUCUGGGCACGGUUGUUUCCAUGAGAUUGGUCGCCAUGGCCAGAACGUCGUCCCCCGUGGCGUGGCCGUCAUUUCUGACCGACUUGGCGAAAAUAUAUGUCGCCUUUUUCGCCAUCAUUGAAGCAAUUAAUAUGUUACUGGAAUGGUGUGACGAAAAAUUUCGUCCAAGGUGGAUUUUCUGUGACAGAUUUUCCCUCGCGUGGGGUCAGACCAAUGACAAACUUAAUUUCCAGGCCCUAUUUUCUAUGACGUGGUUUAGCAAACCGCACCCUCCGGAACAUGGACCAGAACGCGCUCAUUUUACCAAGUUCUUAUCCAACCUCUUGGAAUCCUUGGACUCUAAAUUGACCCAAAUUUUUAAAAAUAAUUUAUCCAGUAAUGAGUUGGACGUUUACAUCGCAGCGGUUCGCCUUUGGUCGAUUUCUCCCCCGUCCGACAGAGAUGGGGAAAUUAGAUCGAAAUGGGUCAAUUUUCUGAACGAAAUGGCAACAUUUGUGGAAGAACGGAAUAAGGAAUCCGAGGUGCCCAAGAAAUAAAUGAAUCCAAGGAAAAAUAAGAUUCGCUUAAAUGUACAAAAUUAUUACUCCUCUAAUUUAAAAUAACUAUGUAUUACUUGAUGCUAUUGCAAAUAAGACAAAUAUUUACCUUAUUAUGUGUGUAACGUAUGUAUAUAUGUAAUAAACUUAACGUAUUUUUUUUACUACA
Molecule: messenger RNA, 1292 nt
Organism: Folsomia candida
Lineage: Eukaryota; Metazoa; Arthropoda; Collembola; Entomobryomorpha; Isotomidae
Exons: 4
Coding region: 431-1123 (230 amino acids)
Source: RefSeq, a predicted model, not a curated record